AUGGAGGAUUCGGUCGAGGUCAUCCUUCUGCAUAAAAGUUGCAAGCUCUCCCAACAUACUCAGGAAAAGUCACUUUUCACAGCAGCAUCUGGAGCUUUGCUCAUGGGGGUUUAUGGGCUCUGGACAUUAUUUGCACUUCCUGGCUUCCGGAAAGUACCUAUAUGUCUCAAGGUGCCUUAUUUGCCCUCCAGCAGAACACAGACCCAGAAUGUAAUGAAACUCCUGCAUGGGAGAGCAGGGUGUCUGGCAGAUCUGGGCUCAGGUGAUGGGCGACUGGUAUUUGCUGCCACUGUAGAGGGUUUCCAGUGCACUGGCUUUGAAAUCAAUUCUAUCCUAACUGGAUAUGCCAGAGUCAAAGCAAAGUGGAAGGGAAUACCAUCCAGCACUGCCAGUUUUAUAAACCAGGACUUUUGGAAGACCAAUUUGUCCAAAUAUAACAAUGUGACUGUUUUCUUGGCACCCGGAGUGAUGGAGGUGUUGGGUAGGAAACUGGAGAUGGAGUUACCAGAUGAGGCUCGUGUGAUUGCCUGUCGCUUCCCAUUUCCUGACUGGUCUCCUACAGCCACUGAGGGUGAAGGACUAGACCAGGCCUGGGCAUAUGAUAUGAAUGCCAUACGGAAGCUUUCAACACACACUACUAUGAAAUGAGGAGAAAAGCACCUGUCCUUGUGUCAAAAAGCUUUGUUUUUUGUUUGAGCACCACCUGAAAGGUACCUUUUAGAAGACAAUAUAUACAAAGUUAAAUGCAAAGUAUAAAGCAUAUAAUAACUAAUUGUUUUUAUGUUGAACACAACAUUUUUUUCUCCUGUUCUGUUACCACAGGUGGGUUUGAUGACAAAUGGCAUAUGUGUGUUAUGCAUAUAAUUCUAAACUGUGAAAUAAAGAACAUUACCUUUCUGCCAACAAACUGCUUAUAUGAUCUUGGUCUUUUAAAGGGAUAGUUCAUCCAAAAAUAAAAAUGUUGUCAUUAUUUACUCACCACCAUGUUGUUCCAAGCCAUGAGUUUCUUUCUUCUUUUGAACACAAAAGAAGAUAUUUUGAAGAAUGUUGGUAACCAGACAGUUGACGGUAGUUAUUGACUUCUAUACAUUGUUUUCUCCUAAUAUGGAAGUCAAUGGCUACCAUAUGUCAGGUUACCAACAUUCUUACCAAAUAUCUGGUUACCAAAAAUCUUCUUUAGUGUUUGAAACAACAUGAGGGUGAGUAAAUUAUGACAACAUUUUUAGAUGAACUAUCCUUUAAUAUCUCAUAGAAUAGCAAAUCCAAAAAAAGGGCGGCACGUGUUUCUCCAUCACAUUUAGGUCAAUCUUACAUUAUAUUUCCCACAAAUUAAGAAAAAUACUUGUUUUAUUUUUAUUUUUUCAUUGAUUUUUAUGUGUUUCAUUCAUUUUAUUGAAAGAAAAAAAUUGCCUGGGUUGGAUAAUGUGGGACACAGCUAAAUAUUAUGUUUUGAUAAUUAAAAUUAAAAAGUAAUUGUACUUAAAACUACUUUGAUCUUAAUUCAUAAAAAAAAAAAAAGAUGUUAAAAUUACAACGUUCUUGUGUGAUUUUAAUAAAUACAGUCGAGAAGGUCAAGACCUCUGAUGUUGGACAGGUCAAAAUCCCCUUUUAAAGGGGGAAACUUGAUGUUUAAAACUAUGCUGUGUUCAUUAUGUGCAUCUAACAUAUCUAAUAGUCCUCACAACAUUGAAUUUGUACGUAUAAUGCUUUUUAAAAAAUGGAACAUGCCAGAUGUUUUAUGUCACUUUGACCACAUGGUGAUGCUCUGACUCUCCUCUAUGAAUCAGAAGGUUUAUUUCAAACGUAAGCUAUAAACGUCUUUACGAUAGAUAAUUUAUUGAAAAUCAAUAUUUUUAAAUAUAUAUCACCAGUGCUUAUUUGUAUUAUUGUGUGUGUAUAUAUAGCCUAUACCUUUUUGACUGAAAAACAAGAUCUAUUUAAUCAUUGCCUGUGAGAG
Molecule: messenger RNA, 1957 nt
Organism: Megalobrama amblycephala (Wuchang bream)
Lineage: Eukaryota; Metazoa; Chordata; Actinopteri; Cypriniformes; Xenocyprididae
Exons: 5
Coding region: 1-648 (215 amino acids)
Biological process (GO): peptidyl-lysine trimethylation; regulation of mitochondrial ATP synthesis coupled proton transport; positive regulation of proton-transporting ATP synthase activity, rotational mechanism
Cellular component (GO): mitochondrion
Molecular function (GO): protein-lysine N-methyltransferase activity
Source: RefSeq, a predicted model, not a curated record